Messenger RNA from Gigantopelta aegis, 1635 nucleotides. RefSeq names its product probable thiopurine S-methyltransferase. The coding region runs from base 194 to 901 and encodes 235 amino acids. The record is from RefSeq and is a predicted model, not a curated record. Lineage: Eukaryota; Metazoa; Mollusca; Gastropoda; Neomphalida; Peltospiridae. The transcript is spliced from 9 exons. Gene Ontology annotation, molecular function: thiopurine S-methyltransferase activity.
CCCUGUUUAAAACGACUCGGGUGAACUAGUAAUAAAUAAGGGCAAAACGACCUGUUACCGAACUGGAGCAUCAGUCAUCUUGAUGCAUAUGACCCCACCAGUGCAUUUUUUUUUGCUUUACAUAUCUUCAAACGUGUCAUCGGAAAAGUUGUGUAUCACUUUCAAACUGAGAUAAACAAUUUCACCAUCUUAAAUGGAGCCAGACACAAAGGAAAAUGGUGCAGAAAAAAAGCCUAAAACUGUAAAGGAGACGUUGUUGAAUGUUGAUUACUGGAAACUACGCUGGGCACAGAGAAAAGUAGCCUUUCAUAGCGCCAAUGUUCAUAAAUUUUUGGCUGAAUACAACGAUCGGUUGUUGGUGGGAAGAGAACACAUAAAGAUAUUAUUUCCUAUGUGUGGGAAAACUGUGGACAUGAAGUGGGCGUAUGACCUGGGUCAUGUUGUGGUUGGAGUGGAAGGAAGUGAGAUACCUAUUAAGGAGUUCUUUGAAGAAAGUGGUCUAGAAUAUACUGUUGAACCACUGACAACUAUUGCAGGCAAUCGUUACAAGACUACUGAUGGCAGAAUCCAAAUAUUUGAGUGUGAUCUCUUUGAUUUCAACAAAGAUCUUGCUGGACAGUUUGAUGCUAUUUGGGAUCGAGGAGCGAUAGUUGCUGUAAACAAAGACCAACAAAAACGAAGUCGUAGGAAGGAGAAAAGUACUGAGAUUUUCCUGGCCAUGUUGCAUCGCCUCGCUGGCCCCUGUCCACCUCAUGUUAUUCUUGAAAAUCAAGUUUGUGAUCUCUAUGGUGAUAAGUGCACUGUAGAAAAAGUGUGUUCUGUGGAUUCCUUCAAAGAAAAGCACAAGUCUUGGGGAAUUACCGAGCUGAAUGAAGACCUCUAUCUAAUCAUUGUGAAAUAGAGAAAUGGAGUUUUUCAACAUUUUAAAACUUAAACUACAUUUUACUGACACCUAACCAACUCAGUAAAAUCGGCCAAUUUAUUUACUUUACAUUUAUUUGUACCAAUACACCCCUUGGGUUAUUGUGUAAAAUAACACACAAUAGGGCAUAAAUAAAAUGACAGUCAUGGUAAGUUUGAGUAGAUAUUCCAACUCUUUCCUUUUAUUCUUUACAUCUGUUUUUGUCUUGGAUUUUUUCAAUAUAUUACAACAAAAAAAAGGAAACUAAAUAUUUACUAAUGUAAGAGAAAAAUCAGUCUCAGAGGGGAUUUGAACCACGGACCAUAUGUAAGCUAAUAGGGAAAUUCCUACUAGCUACUGCCAGUAGGAGCUUUUAUACUACAUCCUCCCUCCUCGGCCUGGAGCUGUGGGCAAUGGGCAGUUAAACUGUAAUGGUUCCUCAAUGCUUAUAAUUGUAUUCUUGUGUUAUGUCGGCUCCAAAUGUAACAGAUAAAUAAAACUCCACAGAGGGGAAUCAAACCAAAGACCCUCUGUAUGAGAAUCCAGCACUCUGCCAACUGAGCUAACAGGAAUAUUUAUACUGGUCACACUACUACACCAAUUUGGGGUGGAAUUUAGCUCAGUCGGUUGAGCGCUCGCCAGGGGUACUUGUGUUGCAGGAUCGAACCACCUCAUUGGAUCUAUUCCAACUGAUUGGGGUUUUUUCUCUUUUCCAACCGGUGCACCACAACUAG